CCUGCCCUGCCCGGGACGUGCCAUGGGACAGCUGAUUGCCAAGUUGAUGGGCGUCUUUGGGAACCAGGAGCACAAAGUUAUCAUCGUGGGACUGGACAAUGCAGGAAAGACCACCAUUCUCUACCAGCUCCUGACGAAUGAGGUGGUCCAUACAUGUCCCACCAUGGGUAGCAACGUGGAGGAGAUCGUUCUUCAGAAGACCCACUUCCUCAUGUGGGACAUAGGGGGACAGGAGGCUCUGCGCUCCACCUGGAACACGUAUUACUCCAACACCGAGUUCGUCAUCCUUGUGAUUGACAGCACGGACCGGGACCGGCUGCUGACCACACGAGAGGAGCUGUACAAGAUGCUGGCCCAUGAGGCUCUGCGAGAUGCUUCAGUGCUGAUCUUUGCCAACAAGCAGGACAUGAAGGACUCCAUGAGCACCAUGGAGAUCUCCCAAUUCCUUACUCUCAGCGCCAUCAAAGACCACCCGUGGCAUAUACAAGGCUGCUGUGCCCUCACCGGGGAAGGGCUGCCUGCCGGACUCCAGUGGAUGCAGUCUCGGGCCACUGCUAACUGACAUCCCAGCCUGAGACCAACCAGAAACUCUGGGGGUUUUGCAUCGUCAACGUGGGUGGGAAACCCAAGUGGCUAUUUAUUACUUUUCUGUGAUUCUCUGGUGGGGCAGGGACAGCUAUGGACAGCGAUAUUGCCACUGCCUGCCCAGCCCCUCGCUGAGGAGCAAGACUGCAUACCUUGAAUCGUUGCAGACAGGACAGCAGAAAAAGCUGUCCCCCACUCCAUGGCUGCUGCACGUGUCCUUCUUGGAGACACCAGGGAAGGUGUUGGAUGUAUUGGAGCCCUCUUCCUCUGCUCAGCGCCCAGCCUCUCUGUUGGAAAAAUGUGUGUGUGAGGGCACAGAAAGAGACCCUGGAACUGCUCUUUAUUUCCUCGCUGCCCCCCACCCCAGCUUUCUGGCUCUCCAGCCAUUUUUGUCCCAUACCCUUUGGGCAAGGGAGAUCCCAGGAGAGUGAAGGGGGUGGGCUUAGGGGGAGGAGGGCAGAAUGAAACCCUGGAAGGGGAGAGGGAGGAGGAGGACAGGACAUCCCAGACAGGGACCUCUAUUGCACUGCAGGGAUUCCACUCCUCUCUCGCCUUCCCAUGCCCUCUGAGAUGUUGAGUUUGACCACAGCUUUUGGACUUUAACCCACUCCAUGGUACCCC
Messenger RNA from Propithecus coquereli (Coquerel's sifaka), 1206 nucleotides. It is a transcript of the gene ARL5C, whose product is annotated as ADP-ribosylation factor-like 5C. Gene Ontology annotation, cellular component: trans-Golgi network; cytoplasm. The coding region runs from base 23 to 562 and encodes 179 amino acids. The record is from RefSeq and is a predicted model, not a curated record. Gene Ontology annotation, biological process: protein localization to Golgi membrane; intracellular protein transport; vesicle-mediated transport. Gene Ontology annotation, molecular function: GTP binding; GTPase activity. NCBI's taxonomy places the organism in Eukaryota, Metazoa, Chordata, Mammalia, Primates, Indriidae. The transcript has 6 exons.